AUGGCGGCGUGGCUGAGCCGGGUGUCCCUGGGCGACGCCUGGUACAACAUGUGCACCCGCCUGCUGCGAACUAAGCCUGUGGGCUCCAUGGCUCGCGGCUCAGACGACCUCACCGAGCUCGGAGAUGGGUCGGCGGCCGGUCUGGCCAAGGUGCUGACCACCGUGGACCUGGUGUCGCUCGGCGUGGGCAGCUGUGUCGGCACAGGGAUGUAUGUGGUCGCUGGGCUGGUCGCCAAGGCCAUGGCCGGGCCGGGGGUCAUCCUGUCGUUUAUUAUUGCAGCGGUGGCCUCGAUACUGUCAGGUGUGUGCUACGCAGAGUUUGGUGUCCGGGUCCCCAAAACCACCGGCUCAGCCUACACCUACAGCUACGUGACGGUCGGAGAGUUUGUGGCGUUCUUCAUCGGCUGGAACUUGAUCCUGGAGUAUCUGAUCGGCACGGCGGCGGGGGCCUCGGCUCUCAGCAGCAUGUUCGACUCGCUGGCCAAUCACAGCAUCAGUAACUACAUGAUAACACACCUGGGCACGCUCAGAGGACUCGGUAAAGGUGAGGACACUUACCCAGACCUGCUCGCCCUGUUCAUCGCCCUCCUGGUGACGGCAAUCAUCGCUCUCGGCGUGCGUAACUCGGUGGGCUUCAACAAUGUCCUCAAUGUGGUCAACCUGGUGGUGUGGGUCUUCAUGAUCAUCGCCGGACUCUUCUUCCUCUCUGCCGGCAACUGGGAGGGCGGCAGGUUCCUGCCGUACGGCUGGUCAGGGGUGAUGAAAGGUGCCGCGACGUGUUUCUACGCCUUCAUUGGCUUCGACAUCAUCGCGACAACAGGAGAGGAGGCGAAAAACCCAAACACCUCCAUCCCGUACGCCAUAACCGCCUCGCUGGUCACCUGCCUCACCGCCUACGUGUCGGUGAGCGUGAUCCUGACUCUCAUGGUUCCCUACGACCUGAUCGACGGCUCGGCUCCUCUCAUAGAGAUGUUCGCGGUGCACGGUUUCCUGUGGGGGAAGUACACGGUGGCUGUGGGCUCCAUCGCCGGCCUCACCGUCUCCCUGCUGGGAUCUUUGUUCCCCAUGCCCAGGGUCAUCUACGCCAUGGCCCAGGACGGACUGCUGUUCAGGUGCCUGUCACACGUCUCUGCUCUCACCCACACUCCCGCGGCGGCGUGCUUGGUGUCUGGGAUCUUCGCGGCCCUCCUCGCUCUGCUGGUGAGCCUCAGGGAUCUGAUUGAGAUGAUGUCCAUCGGCACGCUGUUGGCCUACACCCUGGUCAGCGUGUGUGUGCUCUUACUGCGCUACCAGCCGGACGAACACACCGACACGCACCAGUUUAGCUCCGGUGAGGACAUAGAUGACCUGAAGCACCAGGACGACGGAGUCACGCCCACAAAAGACGACCAGAUGCUGAUCGAAGACUCAGGCAGGGACGGAUCUUCGUCCUACCACGCUGGUGGGACUGAAGGAGAGGGAGACGAUUCUGAUUUCCACACAGGCCACGCCUCAUUGCUGAAAAGGCUUCUGGGAGGUCAUUACUACACGCUGAGGUUGCGGGUUGGAAUGCCUGACGCGUCGGCCCGGCCCACGCCUGCCACCGGCCGCAUAGUGACCAGAUGCACCCUCCUCCUCUUCUUCAUGUCCUUCCUCCUGUGGUCCACCGUGAUAUUUGGCGUUGAGCAGGGAACGGGGGCCGGGGCGGUGUUUUCGGGGCUGAUGGCCACAGCGAUGGCGGGUUCCAUGGCGAAGCUUUUGAUUAUGAUUAUACAACAGCCAGAGAGCACGCGGAGACUGCCCUACAUGGCGCCCUGCGUGCCCUUUGUCCCUGCUGCGGCCAUCUUGGUCAACAGCUACCUCAUGCUGAAACUGUCUCCACUCACCUGGGCCAGGUUCACCGUCUGGUGCCUCAUCGGUCUGCUGAUCUAUGGCUGCUACGGAGUGUGGCACAGCACGCUGGAGCUGAACGCCCGCGAGCAGCAGGCGCACGCCAGCUCCUACCAGCGCUACGACGACCACCUGGACGACACCUUCUCCCCUGACGACGACCUUUGCCCCCAGGAACAAGACGAGAGACCCUACCAGGGCUGGUCGGCCCCGGAGGAGAGGGGGCAGCAGCAGCAGCAGCAGCAGAACCAGAAUGAGGAGCAGAACCAGUAUGAGGGCCGAGAGGGGGAGCAGUGUGAGGACGGUGGUGAGGAGUAUGGAUACCAGUCUGCACCAGGUCGCCGGCACACAGGCCGAGGUGACGGGUCCAGGGGACGGACCAAUCACGGCUUCGAUGCAGGCGAAGAGGACGACUGAAUACGGGAGGUUUUCUGUUUUCAACUUCACUUCACAUCAAACUGAGGUGAACGUGUAAAGAAUGAAUAGAAAGACUUAUUUAAUGUGAGACAAUCAAUUACUAACAAGUCAUUUUUAGUAAAGUAAGCUGGUGUUUUGAUGAGAGGUCCUGUUCCAUCAGGCAGCUGCACUUCCUGGUCUGGGCGGGGCUUAACUCUACCAAUGAAACAACAACUUCUUCUGCAAAUACAAACCCGGAGCUGUCAGCCAAUGACAUUUAGCGGUGAAGCCUCAGUGGACUCAGUGUGGACGGAGCCUGGACGUCAGGGGAGCGGAAUCGACAGGCUCCUCCCAUUGCAGAUGUUUCACUGGAUGAGGUUCACAGCAGCCGCACACAUAUAGAACUUCAGAAUUUACAUUUUGCAAAUAAUAAAACAUGGCGACACUGGAUGUGACGCACUGCCCCUACUGUUCAUCUGCGUAUGGCAUCUUGCAAACAUGAAGAAUUCCUUUCUGAGGCCGAGCACAACACACGCAGAACAUGUGAGGCAGCUGUGGUGCGUACAUGUUGCUCAAAGCAGGUAUAACUCUCAACAUGGCUGACCUUGUAGGAUUCAAAGUUUUCUUUGCAGGUAAAGAAUCCUACAUUAUUCUCUAUUUCUUGUGGCUGUUCAUCGUUCUCGCUCUUUCUCUCUGACCCUGAACGCCACAUAAUAACUCGCCUGUUGGUUUUGAUCGUGUGCGUUCGAACUUCUCAAAAUCUUGAUCGUGACUUUUUGAAGCCCUGAAAGUCACUUGUGUUGUUUUCUGUUGUGUCUUCGAGUGAAUGGCGUUAAAGUGACAGUGUUUGUGUUUCUCUGUGUCGUCAACAACAGAUUUGUUGUAUUUGUUCGUGUUGGAGGAAUAAAUGUGUCUUUUUGAGUGAAA
Messenger RNA from Hippoglossus stenolepis (Pacific halibut), 3192 nucleotides. RefSeq names its product probable cationic amino acid transporter. Gene Ontology annotation, molecular function: amino acid transmembrane transporter activity. The record is from RefSeq and is a predicted model, not a curated record. The transcript is spliced from 7 exons. Gene Ontology annotation, biological process: transmembrane transport; amino acid transport. Gene Ontology annotation, cellular component: plasma membrane. Lineage: Eukaryota; Metazoa; Chordata; Actinopteri; Pleuronectiformes; Pleuronectidae. Bases 1 to 2286 code for a protein of 761 amino acids.